UGAAUUUACACGUGAAUAUGAUGAUGAUAAUAAAAUGGAUAUAUAUAGGAUGGUAUCAGAAGAACGUUUUUUCUACUUUAUUUUUUUCUGAUCUGAUUGAUCAUUGUACUACAUAAUCGAGAUAAUGCAACAUAUGAAUGUUUAGCUGAAAAUGGUAUCGGUGAACCGGUCCGUGCAACAGCAAUACUUCAUGUUUAUCCUGAGGAAAAAAUACCGGAAGGAUUUCCAUCGUUUACAUUACAGCCAAAUAUGCAAGGUGUUGAAAAAGGCCAUAAUGCAUUAUUACCAUGUCGUGCAGUUGGCGAUCCAGAACCACAAAUAUAUUGGCUACGUGAUACAAUACCAGUGGAUAUGACCAAUCCACGUUAUUCACUAUAUCAAGGAGCAUCAUUGAAAAUUUUACAAGCUCAAGAAGUAGAUGAAGGUCCGUAUGAAUGUGUUGCUGAAAAUAAAGUCGGUACUGCUUAUUCGGAAAUGGCUUCACUUCAUGUUCGAAUUCGUGUUGUACCACCAUAUUUUACGAUACCACCGGAAAAUAUCUAUGAAAUAAUGCCACAUAAAGAUCUUAAUCUAACUUGUGUUGCAUCCGGUUCACCAUUGCCCGAAGUACGAUGGCGUAAAGGUGCCAUUGAAAUGAAUAAAGAUAUAAUACCACGUGGCCGUAAUGUACUUACAUUAACAAAUGUAAAAGAAUCAGAUAAUUAUACUUGUGUGGCAACAUCGGAACAUGGAUCGAUAGAAAAAACGGCACAAGUUAUUGUUCGAUCAUUGCCAGGACCACCUACCAAUGUACAAGCAUCGGAUGUAACACCAACAUCUGUUCGUCUUGCAUGGAAUUAUGAUUUUGGUUCCGAAGAUAUUGCCUAUUUUAUUAUACAAUAUAAACCAAAAAAUGCUGGACAAUUUUCUGAAAUCAGUGGCAUAACCACAUCAUUCUAUGUAAUCAAUUCAUUAACACCAUAUACUGAAUAUGAAUUCUAUAUCAUUGCUGUCAAUACGAUUGGUCGUGGCCAACCAUCAUCAUCGAUUACGAUCACAACAGGCGAAACAAGACUUAACAAACUAGGAUCAUAUCCACGAAAUGUUCAAGCACGGCCAUUAUCAUCAACAACCAUAGUGGUACAAUGGGAACCACCCGAAGAGCCUAAUGGCCAAGUGACUGGUUAUAAAAUUUAUUAUACAUUAAAUCCAAAUCUUCCUAUCAAUUCAUGGGAUGUACAAUCGGUUAAUAGUAAUGAGCUUACAACAAUAUCCGAUCUACAAGCACAAUCGAUUUAUUCGAUACGUGUACAGGCAUUUACAACACGUGGUGCUGGACCAUUAUCACCACCGGUUCAAGUUAAAACACAACAAGGUGUACCUAGUCAACCAUUAAAUCUAUUGGCCACAUCAAUAUCGGCAACAUCCGUACAAUUAACAUGGAAUAAACCAAGUCAUACUGGUGAAUCGAUUAUUGGUUAUGAAAUAUAUUGGAACGAUACAUUCACCAAUCAAGAAUAUAAACGUGCCGUUCCUGUAGUGGAAACAUAUAAACUAACCGAUUUAUAUCCAGAUACAUUGUAUUAUAUUUGGAUUGCUGCCAAAUCACGUCGUGGUGAAGGUGCUGCAACACCUCCGAUUCCUGUGAAAACUGAUCAAUAUGUGCCGGAAACACCACCCAAAGAAGUUUAUGUAAGAGCAAUAGGUUCACGUUCAUUACGAAUACGGUGGCAACCACCCGAAGAUUCUAGUGUACAGCAUAUAAUUUAUUAUAAAAUUCGUUAUCGUGAAAUCACCAACGAACAAGAUGAUGAUCACGAUGAUGAUGAUGAUGAUGAUGAUGAUGAUGAUGAUGAGAAUAGUUAUCGAACAUCAAUAUCAACAAACGCAGAGCCAAUACAAUUAGAAAAAGUAUUUGAAAUAAACAAUUCGAAUCGUGAUACAUAUCCAUAUGAAUUGAUUCUGAAUGAAUUGAAACAUUGGACACAAUAUCAGGUGGAAAUAUUAGCUGGCACAAAAAUUGGUGAUGGACCACCAUCUGAUCCUAUUGUUGUUCGUACCGAAGAAGAUGUUCCGGGUGAACCACGCGAUGUAAAAGUAAUGGCAAUCAAUUCUUCAUCCGUACAAGUUCGAUGGAUACAUCCGGAAGAUUCUGAACAUAAUGGCCUGAUUCGUGGCUAUCAAAUUCAUGUACAAGAAAUUGAUAGACUUGGUGAACCUACUGGUGAACAAUUACGUUUUGAUGUUGCCGAUGGUUUGGCACAAGAAUUUAAUGUUACAUCAUUACAACCGGAUACCGAAUAUUCGGUUCAAGUUGCAGCUGUAACAAGAAAAGGCGAUGGAACUCGUAGUCGUGCUGUCAAUGUUAAAACUGCCGGCGGUGUUCCAACCAAACCGGAAAUAUUUAUCAGUUUUCUAAAAGAUGAUCCACGAAUGUCUGUAAAAGUUUAUUGGACUAGACCGAAUCAAACAUUUAGUCAAUUAUUGGAAUAUAAACUUCGUUAUGGACGUGUUGAUGAUACGGUCAGAGAUGAAGUGAUAAUGCCAGCCACUGAAACAUUAAAAAUUAUUGAAAAUUUGGAACGUGGCACACGUUAUGAAUUUAGAUUAAGUGGACGUAAUUCAGUAGGCUGGGGCCAAGAAUCUGUUACAUAUUUGGAUACACCAGAAGGAGUUCCAUCGGCUCCACCACAGAACAUAACCGAUCGUUUACAAUCGCCAACUACUGUUGUGUUUACGUGGGAUCCACCCGCCUAUCAACAACAGAAUGGAAAGAUUACCGGUUAUGGAAUUCAUUUUCAUAAGUUAAUAGAUGUCACUCCAACCGAAUACAAUACGACUAACCUUCGAAUGGUGUUCAGUUCGUUGGACGAGAAUACUGAAUAUAAAUUCAGAGCUCGUGCGUAUACAUCUAAAGGUGCUGGACCAUGGUCAGAUGUAUUGCAAAUAAUGACACCUGGAGAUGCACCACCAGCACCAACCAGUGUACAAGCAUUAGCAACAUCGGAAACAUCGGUCGAAGUUUGGUGGGAUGAAAUGCCAUUUUUCAAUGAUAUUCUUGGCUAUACUGUUUUAUAUACACAAAUCGCUGUCGAAGAUCUUGAUCUUUGGUUUCGUCGUGAACUAUCAUUAACAUGGUCGGCUGAAUUAACCGGAUUAGAACCGAAAACAAUGUACGCUAUUCGUGUGGCAGCUUACACUAGAAAUGGUUUAGGUCGAUUAUCAGAAUUGAUUACCGUUCGUACGGAUCCAACCGAAGUUCCAUUGAAUCUUCAAUCAACCGAAGUUACAACUCAUACAAUGACUUUGACUUGGAAACCACCAAGAAAAUUGGAUCCUGUCAAAUAUCAGAUAACCUAUGGUGCAAACAAAGAAUUCUAUGACAGUCAAGGAGUAUUACAACGUUUAAAGAUCGAACCGAAAACCAUUUUUGAAUCUUCAGAUACGAAUGAAUAUAAAUUGAUCAAAUUGAUGCCAUUUACAACAUAUCAAGUAAACGUGACAGCUAUCGCUUCGGAUGAUGGUCAUGUAUAUAGGCCGGCAGCUAAAAUUAUCGUAACGACUGCAAUGGCCGCACCAAAACCUAUGGUAAAACCGGAUACAAUUGAAUCGAAAAAUAAACAGCUGAUCACAGUGAUUCUACCACAAGCAUCGGAAGAAUUUGGCCUAAUCUCUCAUUAUUAUUUGGUUGUUGUACCAAAAGAAUUCGCUGAUAAAGAGCCUGAUUUAUAUACGAUCGAAGAGUUAAGCUCAACACCUAUAGACAAGGUUGGACCUUAUAUUGCUGCCAAAUGGAUGCGACGUUCGAUUCCGAAUACAUUCUCAUUGGGUGAUGGCCAAAAAUAUAAUGGAUUUAUUAAUCGUAAAUUGCAAAAAAAUGUUGAAUAUCGUAUCUUUGUUCGUGCUGUUGUGGAUACACCACAAAAGAGUUUGUUUACAAGUUCACCAUUUUCCGAUCUACUAAGUUUAGAAAAUAAUAUGAAUUUUAUGAGCCAUGAACCAACUCGUGUACAUAUUACCAGUGCGACAUAUGAUCCAAAAGGUGUUCCAAUAAUGGGCCGAACUGGUGAUAAAUCGGGCCCGAUCCUCGUUCUAUCCAUUGUAUUGGCCAUCAUGGUGGUGGUCAUGUCGAUUAUAGCUUGUAUCGUUAAACAUCGACGACAAGUUAUCAAAUCAACUCUAAAUGAUACUUCAAUGAAACAAUUGAUUGCCACAGUAGAACCACAAGAUCAUAUGAUUCAUCCAUCAGAUCCUGUGGAAUUACGAAGAUUAAAUUAUCAAACAUCAGCAAUGCGUGAUCAUCCUCCGAUUCCGAUUACUGAACUUGAAAAUCAUAUUGAACUGUUGAAAGAGAAUGAAAAUCAAAAAUUUUCACAAGAAUAUGAAUCAAUUGAUCCUGGUCAACAAUUUACAUGGGAAAAUUCUAAUCUUCCAGUGAAUAAAUCAAAAAAUCGUUAUGCUAAUGUCAUUGCUUAUGAUCAUAGUCGUGUUGUAUUGCAACCAAUACCAGGUGUACCCGGUUCUGAUUAUAUUAAUGCAAAUUAUUGCGAUGCAUAUCGUAAACCGAAUUCUUAUAUUGCAACACAAGGCCCAUUACCCGAAACAUUUGGUGAUUUUUGGCGUAUGGUAUGGGAACAGAAUAGUUUAUCCAUUGUGAUGAUGACUAAACUGGAAGAAAGAACUAGAAUUAAAUGUGACCAAUAUUGGCCUUCAAAAGGUACGGAAAAAUAUGGUGAAAUUGAAGUCACGUUGAUCAAUUACGAAGAAUUGGCCACCUAUUGUAUACGGACAUUCACAUUGAAACGUGUUGGUACGUUUGAUCUACCGCGUGAAGUACGUCAAUUUCAAUUCACUGCAUGGCCUGAUCAUGGUGUACCAAGACAUCCGACACCUUUUCUAAUGUUUUUACGACGUGUUAAAUCAAUGAAUCCACCUGAUGCUGGCCCAUUGAUUAUUCAUUGUUCGGCUGGUGUUGGUCGUAGUGGAUGUUAUAUCGUAAUCGAUUCAAUGUUGGAUCGUAUUAAAUGUGAAGAUUCGAUCGAUAUCUAUGGUCAUGUUACAUGUUUACGUGCACAACGUAAUUAUAUGGUACAGACCGAAGAUCAAUAUAUUUUCAUCUAUGAUGCUGUUCUUGAAGCCGUUAUAGCCGGCAAUACUGAAGUUGUUUCAAGGGAUUUAUAUAAACAAUUUCAAUAUUUAAUGCAAUUGGUACCUGGUGAAAAUUGUACGACUAUGGAAUUAGAAUUUCAAAAAAUUGCAACAAUGCGUCCAAAUAAUGAUGAGAAUAAAUUUAUAAGCGCAAAUCUUGUUUGUAAUAAACAUAAAAAUCGUCUGAUGAACAUAUUGCCAUAUGAAUCGACCAGAGUAUUUUUACAACCAAUUCGUGGUGUUGAAGGAUCGGAUUAUAUAAAUGCAAAUUUUAUUGAUGGCUAUAAAUAUCGUAAUGCUUAUGUUGCUACACAAGGUCCAUUAAUGGAAACUACCGAUGAUUUUUGGCGUAUGAUUUGGGAACAUAAUUCAAACAUUAUUGUUACAUUAACACAAACACAAGAAAUGGGCCGAGAAAAAUGUCAUGAAUAUUGGCCAAGUGAACGUUCACAACGAUAUUCAUAUUUUGUUGUUGAACCAAUUACCGAAUAUAAUAUACCGCAAUAUAUACUUCGUGAAUUUAAAAUAACCGAUGCUCGGGAUGGCCAAUCUCGUAUGAUUAGACAAUUCCAUUAUGUUGAUUGGCCAGAACAAGGUGUACCGAAAUCUGGUGAAGGUUUCAUUGAAUUCAUUACACAAGUACAUAAAACAAAAGAACAAUUUGGACAUGAGGGCCCGAUUACGGUCCAUUGCAGUGCCGGUGUCGGUCGUACAGGAGUAUUCAUUACAUUAAGUAUUGUACUUGAACGUUUACAAAAUGAAGAUGUUCUUGAUCUAUUUCAAACGGUUCGUACAUUACGUACACAAAGACCGGGAAUGGUGCAGACUGAAGAUCAAUAUCAAUUCUGUUAUCGAGCUAUACUUGAAUAUAUAAGCACAUUCGAUAUGGCUGCUUAAGUUUUAUUUUCUGCCUACUUUUGAAUGGCCCGGAUUAUUUAUGAUCUUAAUGAUGAUGAUGAUAAUGAUUUGAUUUGAUUUGAUUUUGCUCAGGUAUUAAACGUCAAUUAAUUUUGAACUAAAACAAAAAAUAACAGAUAUAUCGCGCUAGUCAAUGCCUACAACAUGGACAACACUUUGUUUUCUAUAUAUAUGUUUUUGGAACCUCGUUUUUUAUUCUCCAUUUAUGAAUUAUUUUGCCGAAUUUUUUUCCCUUAAUCAAAAAAACAAAACAAAACAAAAAACAUCAAGAUUCUAGUCGUAUUUCAUGAUC
Dermatophagoides farinae (American house dust mite) is the source of this 6337-nucleotide messenger RNA. NCBI's taxonomy places the organism in Eukaryota, Metazoa, Arthropoda, Arachnida, Sarcoptiformes, Pyroglyphidae. The record is from RefSeq and is a predicted model, not a curated record.